Messenger RNA from Ilex paraguariensis (yerba mate), 303 nucleotides. NCBI's taxonomy places the organism in Eukaryota, Viridiplantae, Streptophyta, Magnoliopsida, Aquifoliales, Aquifoliaceae. The record is from the annotation of a GenBank genome assembly.
AUGCAUGCUGUAUUAACAGGAGACAUAGUACCCAGUUUUGACAAAAUCAUGUGUUCAGUAUGGAAGAUGGGGAGCACAAGUCUGACUGAUCCAGGUCGAUUCUCCCCCGUCAAUGAUCAUUUUCUUCAGUUCAUGCUUUUUUCUAGAAGUGAUGAUUCCACUGUUCGAGUUUGGGACCUUACAAGCAAGAAGUGUGUGGCAACACUAGAGCAUCGAUCAACAGUGACUUCAUUGGAAGUUUCCGAAGACAGAUGGACCUUGCUUAGUGCUGGAAGAGAUAAGCAUAGCUCAACUCUUUUAUGA